Panthera uncia (snow leopard) is the source of this 544-nucleotide messenger RNA. It is a transcript of the gene MRPL51, whose product is annotated as mitochondrial ribosomal protein L51. The record is from RefSeq and is a predicted model, not a curated record. Gene Ontology annotation, biological process: translation. Gene Ontology annotation, molecular function: structural constituent of ribosome. Lineage: Eukaryota; Metazoa; Chordata; Mammalia; Carnivora; Felidae. Gene Ontology annotation, cellular component: mitochondrial large ribosomal subunit. The coding region runs from base 101 to 487 and encodes 128 amino acids. The transcript is spliced from 4 exons.
CUGUGAGGCACAGAAAAAGAGGUUUUGGGUUCCAGAGUUUGCACCUUCAUCUCCCUCACAGUUGAGGGACGCCCCCAGGAAAGGGGAAGAGACGAGAGCAAUGGCAGGGAGCCUCUCUUUGGGGGCAGGCAGGGUCCUAUGGGGCCGGGCGCCCCUAUCCUGCAGAAGCUUCUCUCUGGGUAUUCCUGGAAUGUUCCACGUAAGGCUCACCCUCCCGCCUCCCAAAGUGGUUGAUCGUUGGAACGAGAAGAGGGCUAUGUUCGGGGUGUAUGACAACAUCGGGAUCCUGGGAGACUUUGAAAUGCACCCCAAAGAACUGAUCAGGGGCCCCAGAUGGCUUAGAGGCUGGAAGGGGAAUGAAUUGCAACGUUGUAUCCGAAAGAAGAAAAUGGUUGGAAAUCGAAUGUUCCUUGAUGACCUGCACAACCUUAACAAACGCAUCAGCUACCUCUACAAACACUUUAACAGACAUGGAAAGUACCGGUAGAAGAGAAAGCUGGGAACUGUGGAAGAGACACAUCUGUCACGGGGGGGGGGGGGGGGG